Messenger RNA from Galeopterus variegatus (Sunda flying lemur), 2102 nucleotides. It is a transcript of the gene DCTD, whose product is annotated as dCMP deaminase. Gene Ontology annotation, molecular function: zinc ion binding; dCMP deaminase activity. Gene Ontology annotation, cellular component: cytoplasm. The coding region runs from base 240 to 776 and encodes 178 amino acids. NCBI's taxonomy places the organism in Eukaryota, Metazoa, Chordata, Mammalia, Dermoptera, Cynocephalidae. The record is from RefSeq and is a predicted model, not a curated record. The transcript has 6 exons. Gene Ontology annotation, biological process: dTMP biosynthetic process; dUMP biosynthetic process.
GAGCCCGGGGAGGUGGCCCUGGGGGUCAGGACCUAGCCGUCCUCCCUGCGCCCACGUGGGGUGAGUGCGGCGGCCUAGUCCCUCCGUCGGAGUUGAGGGGGCGGCCGGGAGCCUGGGCUCUGUCCCUGGCUGUGUCUUCCUGGACAAGCUGUAUCUGAGCCUCCGUUCCCGCUGCGUUUCUGCAGCCGGUUUCAGCCCUCGCCAGCCCCGGUGGGCCUUAGACCAGACACAGAUCCAACAUGAAUGAAGUUUCCUGCAAAAAACGGGAUGACUUUUUGGAAUGGCCUGAGUAUUUCAUGGCAGUGGCCUUCUUAUCAGCACAGAGAAGCAAAGAUCCAAAUUCCCAGGUCGGAGCCUGCAUCGUGAAUGCAGAAAAUAAGAUUGUUGGGAUCGGGUAUAAUGGAAUGCCGAAUGGGUGCAGUGAUGACCUGUUGCCUUGGAGGAGGACAGCGGAGAAUAAGCUGGAUACCAAAUACCCUUAUGUGUGCCAUGCCGAGCUGAAUGCCAUCAUGAACAAAAAUUCUGCCGAUGUGAAAGGCUGUAGUAUAUACGUCGCCUUGUUCCCAUGUAAUGAAUGCGCUAAGCUCAUCAUCCAGGCAGGUAUAAGAGAAGUUAUUUUCAUGUCUGAUAAAUACCACGAUAGUGAUGAGGCCACAGCUGCGAGGCGCAUGUUUGAUAUGGCCGGGGUUACCUUCAGGAAAUUCACACCAAAGUGCAGCAAGAUCGUCAUUGACUUUGAUUCAAUUAACAGCAGACCGAGUCAAAAGCUUCAGUGAGUUACAUCUCAUUAAAUCUCCAGAAGAUUGGGAUUAUCCUCUUCUAAGAAGCUACUAAUGCCUUUCAUCUUGAAGUUACACAUAACUUUUUAAUAGCCAGUACAGAAGAAGUAGACAUCUAAAGAAUAUAAAGCCUCCAAUCUUUUUUACUGUCUCUCCUGUCACAUGGAAUCUUCAUCUGUUUAAACUAUUGAUUUAGGGUUUAAAAUAAGGGACCUGUAGAUAGCCUGUCGCACAGGGCUAGAGAGAGGAUGCCUCCUCCUCGUGUGUCCUGUUGCUGGGGUGCUGGUUGCUCUGCAGAAGGGCAUCAGCUAUCUGUCAUCCUCUGCAUUUCAGCAGCCACUGUUCACUGCUACAUGUGCUGGAAGGACAAAUAAAUAAUUGUCGUGUUCUUAGCGGGGAUGAGCAGACACACUGAUUUGAACAUCUGGCCCAAAUGAAGCAUAACUUGUAGUGCCCUUGGAAAAAAAUUAGGACCCAAAUGUCAGGCACAUGAAAGUAUUUGCUGCACAGAGUUGAAGGAAACCCCCACGCACCCACCCAGAAAACCUAGCUAGGCUGGCACAUCUGUCUUGACAGAUGAUAAGCGUAACUGAACCAGGAAUAUAUUCUCUGCUCCUGCCUUCCUGCUACACACAGGGUAGUGGCACGUUGUCCCUCCGGGGGUGGGGCCUCCUGUUGUUUUGGCUUCCUAUUUUGGUUUGUUGGUCACAUGGAGCUCUUACAUUUAGUUUAUCUGAAUAAUAAGUUGUUCCCAGAGGAGACAUCCUGUCUCCACUUGUCAUCCCCAGACCACGCCCUGCUAUGGCGGCAGCUGCACUUGUGUGGAUGGGAGGGGGGCAUCCACCCAGCCCCUUCCACUGGGUGAGAAUAUGUAGCUUCCGCGUGCCGGCACGGUUCAUUUCCAAGGCCGCCGGUUCAUUUCCAAGGCUGCCAUACAGCCAGAGAGUAAAUGAAUUCCUAUCCUGUAAGUGAAUUGUGAGACAUUCCGCACUCCUGGAGGCGCUUUAUUACAGAUCUGCUGGUGACUGGAGCUCGUGUGUGCUCCUGGCACCAGGCUGUCAUCUGCACAAAUUCACCUUCCUGAUCUCCGGGAGCUGGGAUGCAUGGCUGUGCCCCUGUCUUUAAUCUCAUUUAAUUUUUAUUAAACAUGCUCAGUACCUUUGUUGAGAAAAUGCUUUUUCUGUCCUAAAGAUUAUUACCUUUUUAAAGUGCUCUUAUAUUUUCAUGAGUUUUUAUUUUGUCUCUGAGGUUUUGUACUCCAUAUCCUGGGGCAUUUUGUAAUUUGGCUGCUUACCAAUAUUAUUAAAAUCUUAUUAAAAUCUA